AUGACGAAACAACCGGAGCUGAAGCUGAUCAAGACACUUUGGGGAAUCGAUGACCCUCUCUCACCAGAGCUUCUAAAGAGUAUCAAAGAAGAAGGUUACCACGGAAUUGAAGUGAUCCGACUUGCUUGGACAUUCGAUAAGGAUUUGCUGGUCAAAUCAUUGAACGAAUCCGGCUUGGCAGUGGUGUGCCAGAUACAUACAUCAGGAGGAUAUUUGAAAGACGACGAGUACAUUUAUUGUGGUGCAUAUGAUGUUGCUUCACACCAAGAAGACUUGAAGAAGCAACUUUUGGAAUGCAAGGAAUUGAUUGAUAUCGUGAACGUGGGUGGAUUUAUCAAUAUUCAUGGAGGGCUGGAUGCUUGGUCCAAGUCGGAAGCCCUUGAAUUUCUAGAGUUUAGUCUGAAAGAAAUUGAGCAAACGGUUCCUGAAACGAUGGUCACAUUUGAAACCCAUCGACAGCGCCUAUUCGGCAGUCCCUUUCAAACACGAGACCUCUUGUCAUCACCAUCGCUUGCCAAGCUCAAGUUGAAUGCCGAUUUGUCCCACUGGUACUGCGCCUGCGAGCGAGUCUUUAAUCCAAACGAGGAUCGUGACAAAAUAUGGUGGCCCGAACUGAUAAAGACCAUAUGUGGUCACUGUGAAUACAUCCAUGCUCGAUUUGGAUGGGCCCAAGGUCCACAAAUGAGCGAUCCGUCAGCCAAGGAAUGCGACGUCGAACGAACAUUGCAAUUGCAAGUAUGGAAACAACUUAUGCAGGAGCAACUCAAUCGAAAUCCAUCGCCUGUAUCCAUUUAUGCAUCUCCUGAAUUCGGACCGCCCCCGUAUAUGCCAGUCAAACCUCAUUCUCAAGAACCAGUCGCAUCAUUACCAGAUGCUGUAUCUUACACAAAGAAAGCGCUGGAGGAAUUGUUUGUAACUCUAUAG
Messenger RNA from Cylindrotheca closterium, 924 nucleotides. The record is from the annotation of a GenBank genome assembly. Lineage: Eukaryota; Bacillariophyta; Bacillariophyceae; Bacillariales; Bacillariaceae.